Messenger RNA from Stegodyphus dumicola, 4750 nucleotides. RefSeq names its product FH1/FH2 domain-containing protein 3-like. The record is from RefSeq and is a predicted model, not a curated record. NCBI's taxonomy places the organism in Eukaryota, Metazoa, Arthropoda, Arachnida, Araneae, Eresidae. Gene Ontology annotation, molecular function: actin filament binding. Gene Ontology annotation, cellular component: cytoskeleton; cytoplasm. Gene Ontology annotation, biological process: cortical actin cytoskeleton organization.
UUGUCUCCUUUUCAGGCUGUGUUAAAACAUGAAGAUGGAGAAAAUGAUGGAAAACCAUUCCUAGGAACUUUCAUUGAAAGAUCCAAAAACGUCACGCCUUCCUCAAGAGGAUCUAAUCGAGAACGUCGGAAAAGUCGUCGCCAUUCAACUCCUCAGCUACCUACAUUUACAUCUCCGAAGUCCCCUCCACCUGCUUCUCCUACUACAAAAAAACCGUCACUACCAUGGGCAAGGAGAGACAGUCGUGAGGCAGAGAAACCGAGCGAACCCCCUGCUCCUGUUUCUGACACUGGUAUCGAUAUAGACGAUGACACUGGUAUAACACCAGCCUUACGACGUCGUCGAGAUGCUAGAAACAGAACUUUAACAGGUCAGAACGAUCCAAAUUAUCCAUCCGCUCCUCCUCCAACUCUUCCAUCGCCAGAGGUCAAGGAGAAGCCCGCUUUCCAUAGCGACAGAGCAACGAGACCGUCCUUGGUGAGCAGACAACGGUCCUUAUUCGAAAAUCAAAAAGAAAAAGAAGAGGAACCAGUUGCAGCUCGGAGACAGAGUCGUGGAGAAACAACAUCCUUCAUCAAACAGCAAGUUACACCAGAACCAGCUUCACCUACAAAACCAACGCUUGCACGGCAAAACAGUCUGACAGCUUCCGUUCCUUCCACGCCACCGCCCGCCGUGCCGAAGCCUUUCUUCGGCCAACAGAACAGAAGUCCUGUGCCUUACAGCCCACCUAUAGAACCACCCAAAACCAAUAAUACCGCAUGGGGACAGAAAUCUGUGAAUCCUGAAGAACCGGCGCAGCCUAAAUUUCAGCUAAGGAGAGAUGGCAGCCAGAAUAAAUUCACAGCACCCGAGAAGACACCAGCAGCUCCGGAACCCCCGAAAUCAAGAUUUGGUACAAGUCCAGGGCUCGUCAACAGAGCUAAAGAAGGUUUGGCAGGAUCUGGUGCAACUCGAGCAGAACAAAAAUCGCCCCUGGGUCAGGAACUAAGAAAAUCAGCAAGUGGCGUCAAAGAAUUACAAUGGGAUCAAUUGAUGCAAACGAUGAGACGCCCUCUACGAAUUAAUGAUCUCGAUUUCACCGAUUUAGGGGAUGAAGACGAUGUUAGCAUUCUCAUGCGACCUGUUAAUGCUGCUCCAUUCCCAGGAGCCCCACCGCCUCCACCUAUGCCUGGUAAUGCUCCUCCUCCACCUCCCCCUCCCGGAAUGGGAGGACCUCCACCUCCGCCGCCACCUCCAGGCCUAGGUGGGCUACCUCCUCCUCCAGCAGCUCCAGCAAUGGGAUUAAACAGGAGUGGGCCUACUCCACCACCGUGGGUUAGAAGAAAUGUGCCUACCGCAAAUCAAGCAAAUAAACAAAAUGAACCAAAGUACAGCAAAUCGGUUAAGACAGUCAAGCUGUUUUGGAAGGAGGUGAAAGAAGAGCCAAUGCUAUUGGAAAGAUCCGGUAAAAAGAGAACUAUUUGGGACGAGUUGAAGCCGGUAGAAUUGGACGUGAAAAGACUUGAAAACCUUUUUGAAAACAAGGCUAAAGAUAUUAUGAGCAAGAAAGUUCAAGAAGGUGGCAAAAGGAGUGAGCUAAUAGUUUUGGACACAAAGCGCUCAAAUGCAAUAAACAUCGGCAUGACAAAACUACCUCCGAAGGGCGCUAUCAAGGCAGCUAUUUUGAAAAUGGACACCACCAUUAUGAAUAGAGAAGGCAUUGAGAAAAUACUAACCACCAUGAUGCCGACCGAAGAGGAAAAGAACAAGAUAAUGCAGGCACAACAAGCCAAUCCAGACAUUCCUUUGGGCUCGGCGGAGCAAGUUCUUCUGACUCUGGCUUCCAUAAGUGAAUUGGAAGCUAGAUUAAAACUUUGGGCUUUCAGACUUGACUAUGAAACGAUGGAAAAGGAGGUAGCAGAACCUUUGAUGGAUCUGAAACAAGCCAUAGUAGAAAUUGAGACAAGUAAAACCUUCCGCGCAGUACUAUCUACUGUACUAUCAAUAGGAAACUUUCUCAAUAAUUCUAAUGCUAAGGGAUUCAGCAUCGAGUAUUUGAGUAAAGUUCCAGAGGUCAAAGAUACUAUCCAUAAGCAUUCUCUGCUUCAUCACAUCUGCACUAUUGUGAUGGAGAAAUUCCCAGAUUCUACGAAUCUUUACUCGGAAUUUGGCGCAGUCACGCGAGCUUCCAAGGCAGAUUUUGAUGAAGUAGCGCAAAACUUAGUCAAAAUGGAAGCCGAAUGUAAAGCAUCAUGGGAAUACUUGAAAGCUGUGACGAAACACGACGGCAUACCCAUCAGUAAAUCUAGAUUAUGUGAUUUUCUAAAUGACUGUGCCGAAAGGAUCGUAGUACUAGGAAUAAUUCAUAGAAGAGUUCUGAACAGAUUCUACAAGCUGAUGGUUUACUUGGGAUUUCCAUCCCACGCUAUACGUGAGACCAAAGUCCACACCAUAUGCAAAAUCAUCAGCGAGUUUUCCUUGGAAUACAGAACUUGUCGAGAAAGAGUGCAACAACAGAUAGAGAAAGCCGCUGCUCUCAGGGAGAGAAACAAAACCAGAGGAAAGAUGAUUACAGAUAUGGAUAAAUUCCGUGCUCCUACAAAAGAACAGAAAGAGGACCGGCAACUCAGGCAGAUUUUAGGAGAGUCGGAUGCUGAAGAAGCUAAAAUGACACAGUGGGGAUCAAUGAUUAAUCUGAGAGGGCGGCCCAAAAAUUCACCAGGUGGAACUCUGAGUCGACCCAAUUCUGUGAUGAUGCUCGAACGAUGUGGAUAUUCAACUCCUUAUGAAAGCACGACAGAUAUAGACGAUGAAAUUCUGGAAAGUCUGGUCAAAACAGCUACAGCCCAGCCACACAGAACGGAGCCAAGAACAAGGAAGAAAGCUCGAUACGCAGAUAGAAAAUCAUUACGCAGAACGCUAAAGAGUGGCCUUGACAUUGGAGAUGGUACUGGAACGUGAAGAAUUCCAAGUAGCUUAUUGCAAGUUUAACAAAUUCAAAAAAGAGGGCUGUGUGUUACCAGGAACUGAAAAUGUGAUAAAUCCCAGUGAUGAAGCGAAUCACAGUGGAAAGAGAAAGGACUUUUUAUCACCUUUUGUUUUGUAUUUAUUUUAUAAGACUUAAAGAACUGUACCUGUAAUAUUUUUCGACUCCAUAUUUAGCCAAUUUAGCGAAACAGUUUCUUUGGAAAACUAUUUCCCAUGCUCAAGAUCACCAUAAACAAAAAUUAUAUACAACUAAUGACAGAACGAAGACAUUUUGUCAAAGGGUAAAUUUGAUAGCAAUUGAAAUAAUUAAGUUAUCUACCUUUUUCCAAAAAGAAAAAAAAAAGAAUCUCCGUUUCAGGUAAAGUAAUCAGAUGAAUGAACGUUGUAAAUCUUGCAACCUCCUUAAUCCUGAUGCUGCUGCAUUAAAAGACACUUAUACUCUGAUCUCCGAUUUACAUAAAUCAAAAAGCACUUAAUAUGAAAAUAUCAAAAACAGUAUUUGCGAUGAAUAGGUAUGUUGGUGUAAUUUUUUUCUUAAAAAAAAAAAAGGGUUAUGAAGCCCUGCGUGAUUCAAAAUAGAAUUCUGUAUUUACGAAUUAUAUAAAUUACUUUCAAGGUAAAAAUAUAUUAAUGUCACUUUAUGUAUUUUUGGGAAUCUUUUCUUCAGAAAAAUAUAAAUGAAGUAUAAAAUAUAGAAUAAAUUUGAGAAGAUAUGGUGAAACAGACUUGAAAUUUUUUGACAUACCUGAGCAGCAAAUGAACAGCAUAGCAAUAUAUAUGCUAACAUACAUAAUGUUACAUAAUCUAUAUUACAUAAACUUAUUAACCUUUUAACUGUCAUGCCCGAGAUUAUCUCGGGCACAGCACUGGUGUUUGAAAAUGUCACGUCUGAGUAUUUCUCGGACGUGACAUUUUCAAACAAAACUUUAAAAAUUUUACCCAUAUACUUCAAAAUAUCAAUUUUUAACUACUUAAGUAUAUUUUAUUUUGUACUAAACAUUUGAUUUUUCCAAUUAAAAAAUUUGACAAUUUGUGUACCCAAAUCAUCAAAAUAACUUAACAGUUAAAGGGUUAACUUAUAAUGUCACUAACUAAAAAAAUAAGUCUUUUCGAAAAAUCGGACCUGAAUUUAUCUAAGAAACUAACAGUUUUUCUAAGAUCGAUUGCUUAAAAAGUGCAGAAAUCUAUAUUUGAACCUAUCUUUACUCGAUUUUUACUAACUCAGUGAUAUAUUUUUGCCACCAUGGAAUAACGUGAUUAAAUCUGGUACACAGUGUUGUGAAAUUCCUGGAGGACAUUAACUUAUGCAAUGAUGCUAAGCAUGUAUUCAUUUACUCAGCUGAGUUACAGUCUGAAGCCACAACUAUUAAACUCUUAUAUCCAUUUCUUCUGAAUGUUAACCAUCUGUAAUUGGUGAUUUCACACAACUUGAAAUAAAUUUCAGUGAUGAAAGUACUCUCCGUUUUAGGUUAGAACUUGGCAUUUACAAAUGUCUAGCAGCAUUAUCUGCCUGAUGCAACAGCAUUUAUUACACAUUUCUUACAGAUGAUCUCAUCAAACAUCAAAAUUAAAAUCAUCAAUCUUUAAUAACUGAGAAACAUUAAAAUUUUUAAAAAAUGCUCGUACCCCCAAAAAAUUAUUCGGAUUUAAUCCCCCUUCUUUCGCAUUUUCGAACCUUUUUCUUCACACUAGUCAUGUGAAAUAUAUACAGAACUUAUUUUUAGUGUAUAUUUGUAUAAAGAUACUAAAUAUGGUAAUAAAGAAUAAUUAAAAUGAGAAA